This is a messenger RNA of Paramuricea clavata, 270 nucleotides long. Lineage: Eukaryota; Metazoa; Cnidaria; Anthozoa; Malacalcyonacea; Plexauridae. The record is from the annotation of a GenBank genome assembly.
AUGGACGAAGGAUGCGGCAGCAAAGGUACUCCUCAACUACAACAUCAGAAAAAGAAAGCAAGCUCAGCCAACGAAAAAGAUAAGGACUACCACCGUCGUCGUCGUUGUCCAGUUAGUAAAUGCCACUCCAUCGUCUUUCGUUUACCUGUCCAUUUACGAAAGGUACACAACAUGAAGGAUAAUUUUAAAGAAUAUUUCGAAACUUUGGCGAGUGGCCACAUUUGUAUUGGACAAAAAGAAUCUGACAAUUCUUUGGAAGGAAGAACAUGA